UUCUGUCUAUGUAAACUUAUAAGCUAAAAUCUAUACAUAACCUACACUAACCCGUAGAAAGUCGGAAUUAGUCCCAAGCAUCGGAGUAUUUAUGUUAUAGGGUAAAGUCUAUGUACAUCACGGAACGGGCCGCACGUUUCGAACGCGAUGACCCCAGCCCCGCAACUAUAACUUUAAGCUUAAUUUUUCGAGAUGCAUCAGACAUAACCAGGUACCUAUAUAAAAUAAACUAUGGUUCAACAAGCAAAACUGCGCGGUAGGAAGUCCCAGCAGUGCGGCUGAUGCGAGCUAAGGAAAUUAGCACAUUCCUGUUUCUGGUACCCAUUCUCAAUAAAGCCAUCUUAUCUCCUUACGAUGUGAGAGUGGUUUACUAGCUAUCUUACUUUAUUUAGAGGUGGUUAUGCACUCCUGGCUUUCUGAAUACGGUCCUCCACUAAAGUUACCCCGACAUCACUGAGCAAAAUGGCUCCUCUGCUACCCGUCCUACGGCGCGCUUUCGAUCCGAGCGCUCCUUCGAGCGACUUUACGAGCCAGUUCACAAAUCCAAGUGACGUUUUCUCCGUGCUCCUUCUUCUCGGCGGCGACGUCGUUGCUCGUGCACUCGCGCAGUUGGUGGGGUCGCGCAUCACCCCAGUUGCAUUCUCAUUUGGAUGGGUUGCAUACGCCGUAACCGCCGUUCUAUCCGCCAUUGGUGGGAACAGGCUGAUGCCCGCCCCCGACUACUCGUGUAAAGUCGUCAACGCGCAAAACGGAUUUGUGCGCGACAAUGAUAGUUGGGUUAUCGGGCGCAUCGUCCGGGACUUUGAGACGUGGAUGGACAGUCAACCACAGGCCCAGAACACCGAUGCUGAUGGUGCUGUAGAGGUAAAUAGAGCUACUGUCCGGAAUCCGGUUGAGAAUAGUGUCAAGGAGAUUAUCGAUCUGAGCUGGGAGGAUAUGAAGCGGCGCGCUCGAGAAAGGGGGAAAUUGGAACCGGCACGACCGCCCAAAACAGGAUUGUGUGUUCCAGUUUACAGGGCAAGGAAGCCGUUCAAGAAUCACCCCGGGUACGAUUCCCCUUAUAUUGCUGGGCUUGUUACCUGUCUCUUACAACUCGGGGUGGCAGCUAUACCGUGCGGUUUAUACGGCAAUUGGAGUAUUCUACUCGUGACCGCAGCAGGCAUGAUAUUGGCCUUCAUCUCGGGAGCUAUUCCCCAGUGGGCUAAAGAGAAAUGGGCCUGUCGCGAGGACACAGAGAAGACAUUCGCGUUGACUAGAGGGAAUGGCAGCCAAUAUGCCAUAGUAAUUCAAGGUGCUGGUGUUGGCUUUGACCUAGAGGACCUUGCCGCUUCUGAUUGGGGAACAAUCAAGUCGUGGCCGGCAAGGCUAGUUGUUCUUGUUCUGGCUGUCCUCUGGAUCUUCCUCCUGAUCGCCGCCUCGGGGAUCCAACAAAAUACUUGGUUUCUUCUCGCGGUGGGUGGCUUAGGCAUCUUGCAAAACACUUAUGUUGCCGGUGCUAGUCGCUCACCAGAGGCAUUUGGUAUGCCCCUUGAGUUUGUAGAAGUGAUUGCGAAGCAUAAAGUUAUGGAUGCAUUGCUGGCUGUCGAAGACCGCUAUCCUCGCGUAGGCAGAAGUCUACUACCUAUUUUCUUCGCAGAGGAGUUAAACGAGGAGGAAACGGCAAAGUGGAAAAGCUACGGAAAUAAAAAUAAAAUAUAAAGAUCAAAGAGUAAUAAUGAGCAUAAGACUAAGAAAGGGGAUGAUUUGAUUGAUUUAAAGAAUUAAUAUUAAUUUUCAGGAAUCUAUCACAAGGAACAUGUUCAGGGCAUAUCGUAGUUUGUCUGGUUUUCAAGUUUUCUGGGUAUUUCAUUGAUUUAUAUGAGUUCUACUUACACUGAAACAGGCACCUGCUUAAUGA
This is a messenger RNA of Daldinia decipiens, 1897 nucleotides long. RefSeq lists its product as uncharacterized. Lineage: Eukaryota; Fungi; Ascomycota; Sordariomycetes; Xylariales; Hypoxylaceae. Bases 463 to 1698 code for a protein of 411 amino acids. The record is from RefSeq and is a predicted model, not a curated record. The transcript is spliced from 3 exons.